ACGAGAAACCCCGAGAACAGACGAAGAGGAGGAGGAGGAGGAGGAGGAGAAGAGGAAAUACAGUUCAGAAGACACCGAUUCUCGGCUGUCAGCCCGUCUCCCCGUGUUUUCUCUCCACAUAACCCCGACCACAGCCCUCCAGUGCAUGUGAUUUAGCUGCCCCCCCCACCCCACCAUGUCCAGAAGUGGGUGGUCCAAGCGUUCCAGAUCGGGGGCGUCCCUGGGCCAGUGUGAGCCCCCUCAGGGUCUGGGCGUCCAUGUUUACCUGUUCUGGUCCAAGGAAGGGGAGCGGUAUCUGUCCCACACGGGGAGAAGCGUCACGGCAGAGGAGCUGUGCAUCUCCGCUGCAGAGGCUGUAGGGAUCACUCCUCUGUGCCACGUGCUGUUCGCUCUGUACAAUCCACAAUCCGGCUGCUGGUACAGUCCAAACCACGCUUUCAGUCCAGAGGACUCCGGCCUCGUUCUCCACUACUGUAUGAGGUUUUACUUUCGGAAUUGGCACGGACUGAAUGAGAAGGAGCCGACUGUAUCCCGUUAUGCUCUCAGAUCCGGGUCGAGUCAAGUGGGUUCGCCAUUGCUCGAAAUCUCAUCCCUAGAGUACUUAUUCUACCAGGCUAAAUAUGAAUUUGUGAACGAGAUCGUACCGAUGGAAGACGUUCAGUCAGAGGAGGAGCGGAGUCGUUUGAAAAAUGAGAGCUUGGGGAUGGCUGUGCUCCAACUGUCACACCUGUCGAUGCAAACAGGCUGCACCUUGCAAGAUGUUGCAGAAAAAGUCGGCUUCUUGAACUGCAUUCCGAGGUCUUUCGCCACACACAUUUCCAAAGACAACUUCCUGACAAAAAUCAGGAUCCGGCGAGUUUUUGCAGAGUUCGUGCGGACCUUCCAGCAGCACACUGUGGAUAAGGGGCGGCUGGGCACCCAGGAGAUCAUGUAUAAGUACAUCUCUACUCUGGAACACUUGGCGCCACGCUUUGGAACGCAGACCUUCCCUGUGUCACACCUGGAGCUGAGAGACGACGGCAAUGGAAGCAGCUCGUUCUCCGACGACACGGAAGCGCAGGGGGCCUCGAAAGACGACUUCAUAGGCCCCGCCACCCACGAGGUACUGGUGUCUGGCACCAAGGGCAUUCAAUGGAGGAAGGUGACCGAGCAAAAGGCGCAGGCGAACACUUACUUCAGGAAUGACUACAUGAAGACCAAAAAGCAGCAGUCCAGCCAGCCGAAUGCUAACGCUCCUAAUGACUGGACCUCCUUCUGUGAUUUCCCUGAAAUAACCCACAUAGCCAUCACUGGAAGUAAUGUGUGCAUUAGCACUCUGGACAGCCACUGCAUGGAGGUUCAGAUGAACUCCAGCCAGGAGGCCCGUUCCUUCAUCUCCCUCCUCGAUGGAUACAACCGGCUGACUGCAUUCGCCCACCACUAUCUUUGUCAUGAAGUGGCUCCCCCGAGGGUAGUGCUGAGUGUAGCAAAUGGACUGCAUGGACCUAUGCAUGAUGAUUUCGUGCUGCUGAAGCUGAAAAAGGAGGCUGCAGAGGAGGGAGCUUUCCUCGUACGCUGGAGUGCUCUCGAUUAUCGCCGCAUCAUCCUAGCUGUCCUGAACAAAAAUGAGAACGGAUUGAAGCCGAGCCACAAGCAGUUUCGGAUUCAGCUCAAGGGUUCCAUGUUCUGUCUGGAGGGCUGGGAUCGAGAAUUCUCCAGUAUGAAGGAGCUCACGGAGAGCCUCAAGACCUUUGUGCUCAAGUCUGGUUCGGACAGCUUCACCGUCAGAAAAUGCUGUCUGCCGAAACAAGCAGAGCUGUCCAACCUUCUGGUGAUGAGGCAAGGUCUUGACACGGACCCCUUGACCUUGAACCGGACCCAGCUACACUUCCACCAGAUCAAGGACAGAGACAUUGUGCAGGAACAGCAUCUCGGCCGCGGGACCAGAACCAACAUCUACUCGGGACGUCUGCUGGUGCGAGGCGGAGAAAAUGACGAGGUCGACGAAUACAACAACAACUCCGCUGACCGCAAAGGGAUCUGGAUCCCAGUGGUCCUCAAGAUUCUAGACCAAAGCGAUAAAGACAUUGAUAUAGGGUUUUUGGAAACCGCGAGCCUCAUGAGCCAGGUUUCCCACUGUCACCUGGUGUUUGUACACGGUGUUUCAGUCAAAGGAUCUGAGACUUUUACAGACAUCAUGGUGGAAGAAUUUGUGGAGUUUGGGCCUUUGGAUGUUUUCCUUCGCAAAGAAAAGGUUUCAGUGACUCCUCAGUGGAAAUUCAUUGUUGCAACACAACUUGCCAGUGCCCUCAAUUAUCUCGAGACCAGACAGCUGGUUCAUGGAAACAUCUGUGCCAAGAACAUUCUGGUGGCGAGGCGAGGUCUGGAUCUCGGAACCACACCUUUUGUCAAGCUGAGUGACCCAGGAAUCUCCCUGAGUGUCCUUUCAAGGGAAGAGCGUCUUGAGCGUAUCCCCUGGAUCGCCCCCGAGUGCGUUAACAGCGGCUCUACCAUCUGCAACGCCGCCGACCAGUGGAGCUUCGGCGUCACGCUGCUCGAAAUCUGCAACAAUGGAGAUGUUCCCAUGAGCGGCCUCACAUUGUCCGAGAAAGAGCGCUUCUAUCAGCAAAAGGGCCGUUUUGCCGAACCGUCCUCCCAGAAACUGGCCAGCUUCAUCAGCAUGUGUUUGACCUACGAGCCGUUGGAGAGGCCUUCGUUCCUCACUGUGCUCCGAGUGCUCAAAGAUAUGAAAGGUUGGUCUUUUUGUUGGUCAUAUUGCUGUUUUUUGUUUAUCUCCAACCUGUCUGUGUUAAUUGGAUACAAUUUUUGUUUAGUUCUGCCCACAGAUUCUGAUAUAUCCUACAGUGGAGCUCUCCCUGACACAAACUCCAGCGUGUUCCACAAACGCUACCUCAAAAAGAUGCGUGACUUGGGAGAAGGUCACUUUGGAAAGGUGACUCUCUACCUGUACGACCCGGAUAACGACGGGACGGGGGAGCGCGUGGCAGUGAAGGCUUUGAAACAAGAGAACGGCCAUGUUCCUGAGGGCUGGAUAAAGGAGAUUAAGAUCCUGAAGUCUCUCGAUCACAGCAACAUCGUCAAGUACAAGGGCUGCUGUACUGAAAUGGGAGGACAAGUUGUGCAGCUGAUCAUGGAGUACCUUCCUCUGGGGAGUCUGCGAGAGUUCCUUCCCAAACGCAAACUGGGAGUGCCCCAGUGCCUCAUGUUUGCUAAGCAGAUCUGUCAGGGUAUGGAGUACUUGCACUCUCAGCGAUACAUCCAUCGAGACCUGGCUGCCCGUAAUGUCUUGGUGGAAAACGACAGUUUGGUGAAGAUCGGAGACUUUGGCCUGACGAAAUACAUCCCUGAAGGCGAGGUCUACUAUCGAGUUCGAGAGGACGGGGACAGUCCGGUGUUCUGGUAUGCCAUUGAGUGCUUGAAGGACAGCAAAUUUUCCUUUUCCUCUGACAUUUGGUCCUUUGGCGUUACGUUGUAUGAGAUCCUGACCCGCUGUGACCACCGACAGAGCCCUCCAUUGAAGUUCUUUGAAAUGAUGCCGGAAACCCAUGGACUGAUGACUGUGAUGGUGCUCAUAAAACUGUUGGAUAAACAGUUGCGAUUGCCUCGUCCCAAAGACUGCCCUCAUGAGGUGAGGGUGUUGAUGGAGCAGUGUUGGGCUGCAGACCCGGCACAACGGCCGUCAUUCAGAUCCCUCAUCGAAAAGUUUGAGGCUAUUUGCCAAUCAUACAACUGGCAGCCAAACAUAAACUUUUCUUUGGCUCAGAUCUGAUUCUUGUUAUCUAUAUGUCAUCACUUUUCCACUAUGGCCACCAUAUAUUACAGGGUAGCCAGUGAUGAGUUUCCCGCUGUGCAAUGCCUGCUGUAUCCAUUUCCAUAGAUGCCUUUACAGUUUUCUUUUUGAUAAUGUCAUACUGCUAUCCUCUCAUAUGUUAUGAUGUGAUAAACAGUUAUGAACUCCAGUGUGUUUUUUUUUUUCUUGGCUGAUGAGUUGAACUUCAUGAAGAAAGGCGAUGCCUCGGGCAAGUGUCAGCUUCUGCCUUUCAAAAGUACUAGGUUUGCAUAUAUAACAGUUAUUAAGAAUGUCUGUAAGGUUACUCUUUCAUUUUCCUGUUUGUACAUUUGUUUGUGUGGAUGUUAACUUUGCGUUUCAUUUUGUAUAAACCUUAAGAACAAAUUCAUAAUCUAAUAAACCAUUUUUCACUUGCCC
This is a messenger RNA of Anoplopoma fimbria (sablefish), 4207 nucleotides long. RefSeq names its product tyrosine kinase 2 (gene tyk2). Gene Ontology annotation, cellular component: cytoskeleton; cytosol; membrane. Gene Ontology annotation, biological process: peptidyl-tyrosine phosphorylation; intracellular signal transduction; cell differentiation. NCBI's taxonomy places the organism in Eukaryota, Metazoa, Chordata, Actinopteri, Perciformes, Anoplopomatidae. Gene Ontology annotation, molecular function: ATP binding; cytokine receptor binding; non-membrane spanning protein tyrosine kinase activity. The coding region runs from base 176 to 3769 and encodes 1197 amino acids. The transcript has 23 exons. The record is from RefSeq and is a predicted model, not a curated record.